Fraxinus pennsylvanica is the source of this 336-nucleotide messenger RNA. NCBI's taxonomy places the organism in Eukaryota, Viridiplantae, Streptophyta, Magnoliopsida, Lamiales, Oleaceae. The record is from the annotation of a GenBank genome assembly.
AUGGUUCAAGAAUCUAACAAAUCCACCAUCCGUCGCGUGCGGCAGCCGGAGAGCCAUGGAAGAAGCAUAAAAAACAAAACCCAUGUGGAAAUCAUCUGUGGCGGCGCCGGAGAAAGUAGUGGUGGCGGAGAAGACUCCGAUGAGAAAGCUGAGGUUGAGAAAAAGAUCGUGGCUUUGCAGAAAAUAGUGCCGGGAGGAGAGUCACUUUGUGGAGACACCCUGUUUGAAGAAACUGCUGAAUACAUAGUGACAUUGCAAAGCCAAAUUAAAGUCUUGAGAUUUCUUGCUUCAUUCGUUGAAGGUCCUGAGAUAGAGAAGAGAAAGUUUGGUGGUUAG